Messenger RNA from Talaromyces atroroseus, 264 nucleotides. RefSeq lists its product as hypothetical. Bases 1 to 264 code for a protein of 87 amino acids. The transcript is spliced from 2 exons. NCBI's taxonomy places the organism in Eukaryota, Fungi, Ascomycota, Eurotiomycetes, Eurotiales, Trichocomaceae. The record is from RefSeq and is a predicted model, not a curated record.
AUGCAGUGCCAUUACGACCACGGGAAUGGACGCAGAGCUGUCUGUAUAUUGCUCCCAGACGGUGGGCCGAAUAUCAUCAUUGAUCCUAGCGGGAGUAGUUUUUCGUUCCGAGAAGAGCACCCUAAGCAGGAAGACGCCAAUGACGACAACGGUGGCGGAGGAACUGGCGGCGGAGGAACUGGCAGCGGAGGAACUGGCAGCGGAGGGACUGACAACGGGAGCGGCAUUGCUAUUCCACCUGUUCCCACGACUGGAGGUCCGUAA